Messenger RNA from Spirodela intermedia, 90 nucleotides. The record is from the annotation of a GenBank genome assembly. NCBI's taxonomy places the organism in Eukaryota, Viridiplantae, Streptophyta, Magnoliopsida, Alismatales, Araceae.
AUGUUGUUCUUGUCCUUAAGUUGCAUGACUUGUACAAAAAGGGAAAAAAAAUGCAGAAAACUUUAUCAUGUUAAGUUGUUAAUUUCUUGA